AUGUCUCGCUCUUUCUUUUGUUUUUUUUUCCUCUUCCUUUCUCCUCACUUCUCCACCUCUUCACUUCUCCACCUUCUUACCUCUCCGCUUCUUCACUUCUCCACCUCUCCGCUUCUUCACUUCUCCACCUCUCCGCUUCUUCACUUCUCCACCUCUCCGCUCUUCACUCUCCACCUCUCCGCUUCUUCACCUCCACCUCUCCGCUUCUUCACUUCUCCACCUCUCCGCUUCUUCACUUCUCCACCUCUCCGCUUCUUCACUUCUCCACCUCUCCGCUCUUCCUUCCCCCCUCCCUUCUUCACUUCUCCACCUCUCCGCUUCUUCACUUCUCCACCUCUCCGCUUCUUUCACUUCUCCACCUCUCCGCUUCUUCACUUCUUCCACCUCUCCGCUUCUUCACUUCUCCACCUCUCCGCUUCUUCACUUCUCCACCUCUCCGCUUCUUCACUUCUCCACCUCUCCGCUUCUUCACUUCUCCACCUCUCCGCUUCUUCACUUCUCCACCUCUUUAUCUUUCCACCUCUCCACCUCCCCACCUCUUGA
This is a messenger RNA of Lobosporangium transversale, 543 nucleotides long. RefSeq lists its product as hypothetical. The coding region runs from base 1 to 543 and encodes 180 amino acids. NCBI's taxonomy places the organism in Eukaryota, Fungi, Mortierellomycota, Mortierellomycetes, Mortierellales, Mortierellaceae. The transcript is spliced from 2 exons. The record is from RefSeq and is a predicted model, not a curated record.